AUGUUCCCCUUACAGAUUAUGACCGGGAAUUACAAUCACAAAAAUGAAAAUCUUAUUGCCUUCCUGGAGGAGGGUAUAAUCAUGAACAUUCUUCUGAGAUUACCAACUGCUGUGUGUAUUGCUCGUUUUCGUUGCGUUUGUAGAUCAUGGCGGAUUCUCCUUUCAGAUCCCCAAUUCAUCUACAAAAUCAUAUUUUUCCAAAAUCUAAGUGAUCUAAAAACUCUUCGGAUCCUAUUCACGGGGGCUGAAGAAGCCUUUGUUGAUUCACAUGUCAUCUAUUACUCCUUGCACUCCUACGACACCCUUCGCCCCAUUUCUGCAGGCCCUAAUAAUAUUAUUGUUAGGGAAAUGCCCUCCUUCCCCUACAAGCCUCGCCAUUCUUCUACAAUGUUCAGCCCAAUGAUCAUUGGGUGUUGCGAUGGCAUAUUUUGUAUUAACGAAUGGGUUGACAACAAUAUGACAGAUAUCAUUCUCUGGAAUCCAGAAACUUCUGAGAUCAAGUGCCUGCCGGUUUGUCUUUCCCUUUGUCCUUUCCCUAAUGGUCUUGAAAUUGCGGAAGAGAUAAUCGGCUUUGGUUUCGAUCCUCAAACAACCGACUACAAAGUUGUUCGGAGUGUGAGGUAUACAGCCUCAAGAACGAUUCGUGGAAGAGAGUACCUGAUGCAUCUGAGGACAUUAUUUAUGAAAUAUAUUCCUCAACGGGAUGCACCUCGAAAUGAGAGAUGUUACUGGUUUCUGAGAAAUAAACCAAAUUGUAGAAUCGUUUCUUUCGACAUGAGUAAGGAAGUCUUUGAAGUUGAAAAACCUGAAUCCAGCCUGCCUUACCCAGUUUCACGUGAUUCUUGGUUCGCUACCGAAUCAUGUUAUAUGUUGAAGGAGUCAUUCGUGGCGACUCUAGCAUAUAAGGGUCGUUAUGAUGUGCCGAUGGAGGUAUGGGCGUUGUUGAAGUAUGGCAGUGUUGAAUCAUGGACUAAAUUAUUCACCUUCCAGCCACCUUUCGAGAUCAAUUAUUACUUGGAAGUAUGGAAAGAGGGAACACAUAUUUGCUCCCCACAAGUUAACAGAAUGGUUAGUGAAGAUGAUUAUGUGAUAGAUUAUGAUGGAGUGUAUAUUUUCAAUCCUGCAACACAAGAAAUUGGCGACCGUCUAGACAUGCAAGGGAGAACUUGGCCAUGUGAAGCUCACACAUACACUCCAACUCUGGUUACAUUGUCGGAUCGAGAGUAGGGGUUUUACUGUCGUAAUUUGUGAUUUUCUUAAGCAAUAAAUGUGUUAUGUUUCCUUUUUGUUGACAAAAAAAUGUUUUAAUGCGAU
This is a messenger RNA of Linum tenue, 1314 nucleotides long. The record is from the annotation of a GenBank genome assembly. Lineage: Eukaryota; Viridiplantae; Streptophyta; Magnoliopsida; Malpighiales; Linaceae.